Molecule: messenger RNA, 711 nt
Organism: Diachasma alloeum
Lineage: Eukaryota; Metazoa; Arthropoda; Insecta; Hymenoptera; Braconidae
Exons: 2
Coding region: 1-711 (236 amino acids)
Source: RefSeq, a predicted model, not a curated record
AUGCGGGGAAGCGUGUUUACUCUGCUCAUCAUCGCUUAUUUAUUUGUCGUGGCAAGUGGAAAAAGUGAGAAAAAAGUGGAAGAGAAUCUGUUGAAAGGCCCGAAGGACCUCUCGCAGCUGAUGGACCUGAAAUUACUCCUGGAGAGGGCGAAUCCUGGUGGAAAUUCGACGGAUUCGACUCAGGUCUCGGCCCAGCAACAGGGGCCGUGCUUCUGCGCCGCUGGAGUGUGCACCUGCUGCUCCAGAAUACUCCUGAACACGUGGAACCAGAAGGCAUGUGUCAAGGUCAGCUACGAUCCUGAUGAAUUCAGCUUCACAGCGACAGUCUCGAUGAACGACCGUGUGCUCUACACACGCGCUGUCUCGGGGAAGAAUCCAAGGCCUAUUUGCGUCCCGGUUCCCAGGAUACCCGCUAUCAGAGCCUGCGUGAGGUUCUACAAUAUCUACUUUCAAGGGAGAAAUGUUCAUGCCUGUGUCAGCAUGGAAGGCAAAUUCAGCGAUACGACGCUUUUCAAGAUGGGACUGGACUGCAUACGACUCGGAGCCAAUGGAGUGGCUCUAGUGAGACCUGAGGACGGUGGAGGUAUUGGCCAAGUAGAAUUCCUUCCAGAAGAUCCUGACGACGGUAAUGACCCAGACAGCGAAGAGUACGACGAAUACGAUGAAGAGGAUGACGAUGAUGAUGACGACGACGACGAUGAUGACUAUUAA